Molecule: messenger RNA, 1473 nt
Organism: Pseudovirgaria hyperparasitica
Lineage: Eukaryota; Fungi; Ascomycota; Dothideomycetes; Acrospermales; Acrospermaceae
Exons: 5
Coding region: 1-1473 (490 amino acids)
Source: RefSeq, a predicted model, not a curated record
AUGGCUGCCAAUAUGAUGCAUCCAUCAUACCAUCAGUCUCCUCAGCAUCCACCCCCUCAGCAUCAACUGCCUCAGCAUCAACUGCCUCAGCAUCAACCUCCUCGGCAUCAUCAACCUCAGCAUCAACCGCCUCAGCACCAGCCGCCUCCGCAUCAGCCGCCUCAGCACCACACUCCUCAGCCGCAUCACACGUCUCAGCAGCAGCAGCAGCAGCAGCAACAGCAGCAGCAUCAACCCCCUCCGCAUCAACCUCCUCUGCAACAGUCCCAACAGCCUCAGAGGCCCCAGCAGUCACACCAUGCCCUUGUCCCGCACAUGCCCUCUCUGCCUCCCGUCACCUCACAAACCUCCUAUAUGCCCGCUACCAUGCACGCUCAUGCCCAGUAUCCUCCUGGCCCUCCGCAACAGAUGCAGCAUCCACAUGCCGCCAUGUACAUACAGCCUCCGCCCCCACCACAAAACAGCAUGGCUAUUCACCCUGCCAGACCCCACAAUCUGGAUGGCCUUGGCAUGACCAGCGAGCGUGACGGCUUGUUUUAUACCCUCAUCGUCGCACAAGGUCCUUUGCGAGCCCGUAUGUGUGGUUUUGGCGACAAGGAUCGAAGACCCAUCACCCCACCACCAUGCAUACGCCUCUGUAUCGUCGAUCCCAAGACGGGCAAAGAGAUUCCAGACUACAACGAAAUCGAGAGCCAAUACAUGGUCCUCAGCGUGGACUUGUGGGACAAGGAAGGUCAACAGGAGGUGAACCUGGUGCGAUCGCAUGGCGGCGCUCCCUCCGUCUCCAUCUCCAAUGCCACUCCCGUUUCCUAUCCGCCUCCGCCCGAGGUCAUCUACUCGCGUCAGACUGUUACAAAUGCCCAGCAGCAGCAGAUUAUGGCCCAUGCCGCCCAGGCCGCUCAAGCCGCACACGCCGCUCAGGCCGCCCAUGCCGCUCAUGCCGCCCAGGCCGCCCAAUACGGCGGUCAGAUGCCACACUAUCCACAGCAACAAUGGAGUCCUCCCGUCGGCUAUUCACAGCCUCCACAAGCCGUACACUACAGCCAGCCCGUCCAAGCUGCUCAGGGCGCCGCCGCCGUCAAUCACCACCAUGGUACUGCUGGCAUGUACACGCGCAACCUCAUUGGAAGCCUGUCGGUGAAUGCCUUUAAGCUGAAGGACCCCCAGGGCAAAUGUGGGCUCUGGUUCAUCCUCCAAGAUCUCUCGGUCCGCACCGAAGGAGUAUUCCGACUGAAGAUGAACUUUGUCGACGUUGGCGAUGGCAAAGGUAGCCUCAACAAAGGCCGUGCCCCCGUGCUGGCAUACAACUUUACAGACCCCUUCCAAGUCUACUCGGCAAAGAAGUUUCCGGGCGUGGUCGAGAGCACCGAGCUGAGUCGCUGCUUCGCCGCCCAGGGAAUCAAAAUACCAAUUCGUAAGGACGGGCCCAAGAGCGUGCCCAACCGCGAGGAAUACGAUGCCGACGAAAUCUGA